This is a messenger RNA of Dipodomys ordii (Ord's kangaroo rat), 1456 nucleotides long. It is a transcript of the gene Scamp3, whose product is annotated as secretory carrier membrane protein 3. Gene Ontology annotation, biological process: protein transport. Gene Ontology annotation, cellular component: recycling endosome membrane; trans-Golgi network membrane. NCBI's taxonomy places the organism in Eukaryota, Metazoa, Chordata, Mammalia, Rodentia, Heteromyidae. The transcript has 9 exons. The coding region runs from base 92 to 1141 and encodes 349 amino acids. The record is from RefSeq and is a predicted model, not a curated record.
CGAGCGGACAGAGGAUAGGAGAGCGCUUGGAGAGCCACUGCCGCGGCAGGGGCGUGGAGGGUAGGGACUGGCCCAGUCCUCCGUUGCAAACAUGGCUCAGAGCAGAGACGGCGGGAACCCUUUCGCCGAGUCGGGCGAACUUGACAACCCUUUUCAGGACCCAGCUGUGAUUCAGCACCGACCCAGCUCUCAGUAUGCCACGCUUGAUGUCUACAACCCUUUUGAGAACCGCGAGCCCCCACCUCCUUAUGAGCUUCCUGCCUCAGCCCCUGCUCCAUUACCACCACCCUCAGCUCCCUCCUUGCAGCCCUCCAGAAAGCUCAGCCCCAAGGAACCCAAGAACUAUGGCUCCUACAGCACUCAGGCUUCAGCUGCAGCAGCCACAGCUGAGUUGUUAAAGAAACAGGAGGAGCUCAACAGGAAAGCAGAGGAGUUGGACCGAAGAGAGCGAGAGCUUCAACAUGUUGCCCUGGGGGGCACAGCCAGUCGACAGAACAAUUGGCCCCCUCUACCUUCUUUUUGCCCAGUUCAGCCCUGCUUUUUCCAGGACAUCUCCAUGGAGAUCCCCCAAGAAUUUCAGAAGACAGUAUCCACCAUGUACUACCUCUGGAUGUGCAGCACUCUGGCUCUUCUCCUGAACUUCCUCGCCUGCCUGGCCAGUUUCUGUGUGGAGACCAGCAAUGGCUCAGGCUUUGGGCUUUCUCUGCUCUGGGUUCUCCUUUUCACUCCCUGCUCCUUUGUCUGCUGGUACCGCCCCAUGUAUAAGGCUUUCCGGAGUGACAGUUCAUUCAAUUUCUUCGUUUUCUUCUUCAUUUUCUUCGUCCAGGAUGUAUUCUUUGUCCUCCAGGCCAUUGGCAUCCCAGGUUGGGGGUUCAGUGGCUGGGUCUCUGCUGUGGUGGAGGUGAAGGCCAACAUGGCUGUAGCUGUGUUCAUGCUGCUGGUUGCCCUGCUAUUCACAGGCAUCGCUGUACUGGGAAUCGUGAUGCUGAAGCGGAUUCACUCCUUGUAUCGCCGCACCGGUGCCAGCUUUCAGAAGGCCCAGCAAGAAUUUGCUGCUGGUGUCUUCUCUAACCCUGCAGUUCGAACUGCAGCUGCUAAUGCAGCUGCUGGGGCUGCUGAAAAUGCCUUCCGCACUCCAUGACCCCUUACCAGGAUGCCCUGGCUCGGCCACUUGAUGUAGGCCCUGACAUAGCCUCCAUCCCUGAGGUCUCUGGGACUUGGGGAGAGACAUCACUACUUGAUGGUUUCUGUAUAGUGCCCCCAAUUGUACAGCCAUGACUCCUGAGCCUGACUUGGGGCGGUGGGGAGCCCACCUUGACCCAGUGACUGCUCACCCUUCCUCUCCCGUCAGGUCACACUGCUGCCAUUUCUCACACUCCCCAAUAAAGCCUCCCUCUGCUGUGCCAAGGCUGUCGCUUCGGUUAUUUAAAUAAAAAGGAAGUGUAACUGAACUCAC